Messenger RNA from Lineus longissimus, 4022 nucleotides. RefSeq lists its product as uncharacterized. Gene Ontology annotation, biological process: sodium ion transmembrane transport. Bases 219 to 3080 code for a protein of 953 amino acids. The record is from RefSeq and is a predicted model, not a curated record. Gene Ontology annotation, cellular component: plasma membrane. Lineage: Eukaryota; Metazoa; Nemertea; Pilidiophora; Heteronemertea; Lineidae. The transcript has 12 exons. Gene Ontology annotation, molecular function: ligand-gated sodium channel activity.
UCGUCGCUUAAUACCUCUGUGUGGCGCUGUUCGUUGGCGUUCAUCGCUGUUCAUCUUAUCUCUCGACCAUAGAUCAGACCAACACCGACGCGCGACGGAAGUGAACGAUGGUUGUUAAUCGCUUAUCGUGGGUAGUGCAAAGAUCUACCAAGGAGUAUCGAAGUGAUAAGAGAGAUCUUUAACUUUUGGAUUUAUUUAUAGUUUCUAAAUAUUUUUCAAUGAUGGACUAUUUUAACACUAUGGAGAUGAAGCCGACGAACAUGGUGAAGGCAAACUCUAUAGAUGGUCGUGGGUAUCAUGAUGAUCGCUUAAGGAAUAAUGACACCACACCUGUGACUGUCACUUACAAACCGAAACACAUGGACGGGAAUGGAAAGGUGGGGAACCAAGUGAGCGUGGUACAGCCGGACAAGACACCAACAUGCGGACAACAGUUCAAAGAGUAUUUGAGGAAUACUACUUUACACGGAUUUAGGUAUCUCGUGGAUCCGACCCCAUUUCUUUUGAGAAGGAUACUCUGGGGCCUCAUCAUCAUCGUUAUCUUUGGGUUGUUCUUGUAUUCCGUAGCAAGCAGUAUCAGCUACUUCAUGAGUUAUCCGACCUCAACAUAUAUCAGCGUCCAUCACAAUACAUCCCUCCGUUUUCCUGCUAUCACCAUCUGCAGUAAGAACCUUUGCCGAAUCAGUUCCCUCUACCGCAAUGGGUUUGGGGCAUUGUUGGAUCCACAAGCAUCUCGAAGUAAUUUGCGCUACGCCUACUCGAAGGACCUACGGGAAUUCUUCCAAACGUGUGCUCAACAGAAGGAUAAAUUGAUACUAAGCUGCGCGUUCAAGGGGCAACCAUGUGGUCCUGAGGACUUCAAGGUGACCUACACGGACCUGGGGGUCUGCUACACAUUCACUGGGAUCACGGACGGACAACCGGACAGUAAUAUCAUCAAGGAACCGGGACCAGCCAGUGGCCUCUCCUUGUUUUUGAACACUGAGGGCGAAGAAUGGACGCAGAGUUGGUACGGCGACGAAGGCUUCCAGGUAGUUGUGCACCAAGCCAGCGAUUACCCGCAACCCCAAGCCAAUGGAAUAUCGAUAUCGCCAGCGACGGCCACAAACAUUGGCCUUCAGGCGUCGCAGUCCAAUAACUUGGCACCUCCAUUCGGAAGCUGUGGUGUCACAAAGUUGAAACUGUUCUCAGCGUACAGUCACUCCAACUGCAUACAAGAAUGUCUACUGUCAUACAUUCUGAAGGCCUGCAACUGUACGUUGGUGUAUAGUUUGAGGAGUCAAGGUGCAGAUUCACUACUAAAGAUGCCGAUCUGUAACGUGAAGACGUAUGAGAAAUGUGCAAAAGCCGCUAGAGACACUUUCUACAAGGUCAAGAUCGGGACCUCCUGCAAUUGUCCAUCGUCCUGCUGUACCUUCAACUACCAGCCCAUCCUCUCACAGUCCAGGCUAUCGAACCAAUACGUCGAACGACUAAUCCGCCGAAAUGACGCGGUGCCAAAGAGACUCGCGGACGAUUAUGCCGCCGCGAAACUAUCCCAGUACACUCACGAAUAUCGACAGCUGGAAGGCGACAAGUUCCAAGCAGUCAUUGGGGCAUACAGGAACGCCACGACUUGGACUUACCCGAAACUCGGGCAAUCAGUCGACGACAUCGUUACAGUUCUGCGCAGCUUUUCAAGUGGCCAGAACGGUCGUAAUCAAUUCUUCGAUUUCAUCAAGCGAUAUCUAGAUGAAUACAACGAUAAUUAUCAUUCAAAGAUCUUCUCAGCUUUAUCCAGCGCGAAACAUCUCGUCCCUAAGUACCUUGAUGUGGUCACGGCGCUCUCAUAUUCGAAGAAUACUGGUAACUACACUACGAGCUCCAUGUCCCCCGAAAGAAUCAAGUCAGUCACUCAAACGAAAAUGGAUGACUUCAGGGUCCAUUAUGAGCACACCAUGCUCUCUCUUGACAAGAUCGAAUCGCUGUACAUCCAAGGCCAACUUCGUGAUUUCAGCCGCGACCAGAAAAAACAUCGUUUUGACUUCAAGUUUGGCCUGACUGCCCUGUACAACAACAUCAGUGCACUCUCCAGCGCCUCUGACGGCGACUACGACAAGUUCUACGUAGUCGCGGAACAUUUCAGUCAAACUGUCUGGCCCAAAGGAGCACAGGCGUAUGAAUACUACGGGACUAAGCUACGCAAUAUGACGGACAAUAUGAUGAAGUUCCAACGCGGCUUAACAGAAGUGAUCCGGGAGCUUGCCAAGGGACCAAAAGACUGGAUGUUCUUGGACGGCAGUCAAUUCUCCACCUCGCCUGAGAGCUCUUACAUAUACGGGGCAGAACAAAAAUGGACCAAUCUGCGUGAUGAAUAUUUCCGAAACCCUGGUAACCUGUCAACGAGGUUGAUGAUCAUAAAAGCAGUACAGGAUGACAUGUUCAAUUACACUGAUUUCAUGACUGGGUUGGCUGGCGAUAUCAAACGGAUGGAGAAUCUAACGAAUAGCGCACUGACCCUUUUACAGGACAUCUACGUCCAAAUCAUUGAAGCAGAGAUGCUACAGUCGGAUACCUUGGCAGGGUAUCAAAUCUGGAACAUGACCAGCACUUAUGUUGACAUGACCACCAGGUGGAAAAUAUUCGCCAUGAAUCGGGAGUUGUUCCGAUCUGUAUUCAUGGACAUAAUGACAAGAGUUCGAGAGAAGCUCCUCCCGAGACGUGAGCGCAGGACCUAUUACAGGUCAGGCAAAUAUGAUGAGCUCAUCGCAGAUGCGAGAACUAUGGAGUUAAAUGUAACAGACUCUUUAAAUUAUUUAAAGGAUUAUAUGACGUAUUUCAUAAACAGUGUCAACAUUGAGAAGGUUUUACAAGAGAAAGUAUACAGGGAACACUUUAGCCAACUUAAUAUAUACUUCCAAGAUACGAGUUAUAAAGUAGAGUCUCAGAUAGCUUCGUAUUCACUCCAGAAACUUUUAGCCGACAUUGGCCUGUACCUGGCCAUAUUCCUUGGCAGCAGUAUCUUCAUCAUCAUUGAGCUCAUUGACUUUAUCCUUCACUCUCUUGCCACCAAGAUGUGUGUCGGCGAGAAGAACACGUGACAUAUGCAGGAGGACUGGUGUUAAAAGUGAAAACUCAAAACGAAUCAUUAUUGUGUCAACGUCACGUAUACCAAGCGUCCAGAUGUCUUGGUCCGAAGAACUUUCAAGGUGGAUAAUCGGCUUUCUAAUCUCUGUAGUCUUGAUCAAACGAGAAAGUCCUGCACUGAGCGACAUGGUCUAUGUACAACUCAAGCUGGGGAUAGGGCCCAAGCACCGGCAAGGUGAAUGAACUUGGCUUUGCUUAAAGCACCAAUAAAUAUCCGACAGAAAUUUUCCUAUUCGACAAGUGGUUUUAUGUUUGCCUUGACGUUGUUUUUUGAAAGUGUGAAUGUAUACAUGUAUUUGCAACCCAGUAUGCUAUUGCAUACCGCAUCAAUGGUGGACACCAUAGUAGAUUACGCAACAUCUGGCAUGCCUUACAAGAGUGGUAUGGACAGGAGCUAGGGGGCCAGUUGGUGGCCUCCAGUUGACCAUUAAGCACAGCUUGGGGAUUGGGUAUGGUUUAACUUGGUGAUAGAAUAUUCUAAGCACAGGUCUGAAUUGAACUGAUGUAGUAUCAAAAAAGUAGAUACACCUUUUGGUGACUUUCUGUAACUUAAUUUGGCCCGCCUGGCUCCUGACUAGUCUUGGCACUCUGUUGACAUUACGUUUAAUUGCCGCGGUUAAGACUUAUCGACCUCCAUGAAAGCUUUUUCGUGGGGGUCGAUGUUAUCAAGAGUUUCGCUGAUAACCUUUAGUAGAAACAAUGGUAAAUCAGGCCUAGGUGCGAGCGGGCUUAAAAAGACAAUAGUCCGCUUAUUGGCCUGUACCUGAAUUCUUUUCACUGCGAGGUCGGGGCAAACGUAGCAACGCUAUAUGGUAAAGAGGGGUUUCCAAGGCUGUGUGAUGGUGAUAUGGUAUGAUACGGAAAUAUUUUACUGCACAUGUUUUCUGUGGUCAUCC